AUGGCAGCGAAUUGGCGGCAGCAGAAGGAGGAGCGGGAGCGGUUGGCCAGGGAGCGUGAAGAAGAGGAGCGUCGCAAGAAGGAGCAAAAGAUAAAGCAGCUGCUUCUUCACGCCCCCACCCCCUCCGGCAAAACCUCCUCCCCUCACCUUUCUUCUUCUUCCUCGUCCCCUGCCACUGCCCAGCCACUGCCCCAGAGCGCUGAACCCGAAAACGCGGCAGCCCAUCACCCACCGGUGAAGAAUGACGCGGACGAACCCAACGUUUUGGCGGUGGCUGCGGCGGAGGUGGGCAGCGGCGGGUGGACCAAGCCCGUGGCCGCCCAGUCAUCCGGCCCAGACACCCACCGCGCCAAGCCCUCCUUCCUUGGCCAGGAGAGAGGACACCAUCAACAUCAACAGCAGCUCGUAGUGGAGGCAAAUGAGGUGGAAACGAUCGAGGCGUUGAGGGCGCAGCUGGCCAAGCGGGACGAAGAGGUGCGGAUGCUCAAGGAGGCCUACAAGGAGCGGAUGCGGGAGAAGGAGGAGGAGUUCAAGCAGCGGUGGGCGGCGCAGAACGAGGCCGAGGCGCUGGCGCACAAGCUCAACGAGGCCGAGAGCCGGGCCAAGGCCCAGGAGGCCGAGGCCAAGCGGCUGCGUGAGCAGGUUCACCAGCUCGAGCUCCUCGUCCGGUCCCUCAAGAAGGACAAGAAGCACCACAACAAGGCGCCACGCAAACACAUCAACAAGCACCAUCACACCAACACCACCGAUGACGACACGCACAGGGAGGAGAUGGUGGGCAAGAAGGUGAUCGCGCUGUACAAUUUCAAGGGCAACGAGGCCGACGGCGAGCUGUCGUUCGUGGAGGGCGACGUGAUCGAGGUGCGGGCGCGGGUCAACGAGGGCUGGUGGGAGGGCCGGCUCACCAACGGCGACCUCGGGAUCUUCCCCUUCAACUACGUCCAGCCGCUGGUCAUCUUCUCAUCGCAGUCCUCCACCAGCGCUGCCGCCGCUGCCAGCCGCGUCGAGCACAGCGAGGCCCUCGACGACCACCAUCACCGUCAUGGCCAACAUCAUCAUCACCACCAUCUUGAGGAGGGUGAAGAUGAAGAUGAUGAUGAAGACGAUAGCGAGGAGGAUGUGGCGCCGGCCCACCCGAAGAUGUCGACGCUCGAGAAGGCGGCCUACGCGAAGAAGAAGAUCGAAGAGAAGUACAAGGAGCUCUCCAAGUCGCUGCUCGGCCCCACCCCCGCCGAGAUGGAGAAGGCAGUCGAUGAUCAUCACCAGCGCGCGCACACCGGGCCUGAAGCCGAUGCGGCGACCGCCAACGAUCAUGAAGAGGCAGAUGCACCAGUUGAGGUGAUGACCGCCGAAGCCUAUACAGGGAACACGGAGGGGAAGGAGGAGAAAGCGGAGGAGCUGCAGAGCGGCGUGGCACUGUUCUACUUCGAGGCUCAGAACGAGGGCGAGUUGAGCUUCAAGAAGGGCGACCACGUCCUCGUUUUGCCGCUGGCGGACCCCCAGCAACACGGCCAGCAGCCCGAUGGCAAUGGCGAGUGGCGCUACGGCUAUGUUGGCGACCACGAGGGCCACUUCCCCACCAGCUAUGUCUCAAUCUCUGCCACCCACACCAGGGACUGA
Molecule: messenger RNA, 1620 nt
Organism: Acanthamoeba castellanii str. Neff
Lineage: Eukaryota; Discosea; Longamoebia; Acanthamoebidae
Product: SH3 domain containing protein
Exons: 4
Coding region: 1-1620 (539 amino acids)
Biological process (GO): protein transport to vacuole involved in ubiquitin-dependent protein catabolic process via the multivesicular body sorting pathway
Cellular component (GO): ESCRT-0 complex
Molecular function (GO): protein binding
Source: RefSeq, a predicted model, not a curated record